CAGGAAUGGAUCAAACCGCUAUGCAAACCCCAACUUCCAUCCCUGUAUCUCUGCUCACAUGUGUUGACAGGGUGUCCAAAUGAAAGCCCUACAGUGGAUGGUGAAGGUCGCUUUGCUGCUUCUAAUCCUAGCUCCUGACAGCUGGGAGAUGGAGGUUGAGGACACAGCGAGAGAACCCAGGGGCCACGCCGCAUGCCAGUCCAAGCAGUCCCACAGUGAGGCUUCUGAUUUCAAAAGGCACGUCGAAGGAACGUUCACCAGCGACUACACCAGAUACCUGGACAAGAUCAAAGCAAAGGACUUCGUCCACUGGCUGAUCACCACAAACAGAGAGAGUGCCCAGAGGUUUGUUCGAGGAACCACGAAUUACGCCGCCUCCCCGCUGGGUUUAGCCUCGUCAAGGUUCGACACACAGUCCUUCAGGAACUGGAAAUCACACUUCUCUAGGACUUACUGGCACAGACUUCUGACAUCCCCACCUCUCUUUCCAACACGCACACACUAGUAGAGAAAGCUUUAUUGUGACGCUUAUCUAGAGCACCUAAU
This is a messenger RNA of Polyodon spathula (Mississippi paddlefish), 546 nucleotides long. RefSeq names its product exendin-4-like. Lineage: Eukaryota; Metazoa; Chordata; Actinopteri; Acipenseriformes; Polyodontidae. Gene Ontology annotation, biological process: negative regulation of apoptotic process; positive regulation of insulin secretion involved in cellular response to glucose stimulus; adenylate cyclase-modulating G protein-coupled receptor signaling pathway. Gene Ontology annotation, molecular function: hormone activity; glucagon receptor binding. Gene Ontology annotation, cellular component: extracellular region. The coding region runs from base 80 to 505 and encodes 141 amino acids. The transcript is spliced from 4 exons. The record is from RefSeq and is a predicted model, not a curated record.